UCGGACACCUCAACCCUUCCCAAAACAGCCUUAUCUGCCUAAUACAGCCGCCACUUUACAAGUAUACAAAGCAUACACUCAUAAUUCACCAUUUUACCACGAGCAACCCGCCAUCGAAGUUUACGAGAGCGAUGUAAAAGUCGCCACAGACCACCAAACUUCUAGCGGCGGUUUAAGAAAACACAAGCGAGAAGAAACCCACGGAGGGCGGGAGGAAGGGAAAGCCAGAUGGGUGUUUCCUCUCCGACCGAGGAAGGAUUGAAGUAGUGAGAAAUAAUUCAUUAAACAGCGUGAGAUUUUUAAACACGUUAAAGUUUAUGAUCGGGUCUAAAGAGUCGCGAUGUCAAGAUCGGGUUUCCGAUAAAAGCCUGUCCGUGAUAGAAAGUCAUCUCUCUCCAACGGAUGGAGGAGGAUCCAGACAGCAAGAGGCAGAAUGAGAGGACCAGUGAUGACCCCUCACCCUGUGACCAGGGGACCAAACAACACAGCCAGGACGCCCCCUUGGGUGAUCACGACCUACCCAUCAUGCAUUGGGAGGAUUUGAGUUUGAGAAUUGCAGAGCUAGAGAGGCAGGAGGAGGAACGAAGGACGAAGAGUCUGGAUUUACCGGAGCGAGACAGAGUGCUUGGAUCAUGGACAGAAUCAAAGCACCAUUCUCUCCACAGGGAGCCAUGGCCAGACGACGAAGACUACAGUCCCUGCCGCGUCCCUGUCGUAACGCCACGGUUUAAUAGCCCUAAAAAUCUCCAGCUUUGUUUCAUCAAUAACAGUGAAAGCGAAGGCGAUGAUGAAGAAGGGGCAUCCAGCAAAGAGGCGUUUUAUCAUCAGAGCUCGUGUGAGGCAGAGGUACGGGGGAGUUACUCUCCGGGCCUAAAACAGGAAGUGAGAAUCGCACUCAGGUCUCUCAGAGACAAGCUGUUGGCCGAACAGAAAGACACAGAGCAAGAAACACACAACAACAUUAGCAUACGAAGAAAAAUUCUCAGCCUUUCUGAUCUUCAGACGUGUUCCUUGCUACAACUAAAUGCACUUGGGACCUCACUGAAUGAAGAUAUUCAGGAUCUGAGCUCAGAACUGGUGAAACAUCUCGUAAUAAGGGACCACCUUCAAACUAAGCAAGAUGCUUUGCUCCUGGACGUACAGGAUUUGACAUCUUUUUGAAAGAUCGUUGUUUGCAGCACUGAGUGAAUUGCGGUUCAACGUCGGCACUCUCUGAAAGCAGUCAUUUACUGUUACUCAUCCUGUGGACUAACAACGACCAGAAUAUCCUGUUCAUUCUUGAAUAAAUGUAGCACUCUCUCACACACACACACACACACACACACAUAUAUAUUUUUGUUUAUCAAAAUGUGAGUCACAUUGUUUAGAGUCACAAGUUUUAUUGUGAAAGCUUGGCCAUAUUAACAAACCCUUACGGCUCUGAUUCAUGUCAUAUCACCUGUGGUUAAAUUUUCGCUUGUAUGCAUAAAAGCUGCUGUCAAAGCCAUAUGUGAUCAAUAACUGUGAUGUAUUAAUCGUUGGUUAUAUUAAGCAUUCCAUGGAAAUACAGUGUAAGUAAUUAUCAUGAGAAUAUUAACAGCGUGAUGCUGUCAGUCAUGAAUGUGCCUUACAAACUUUGUAUUAAACUAGGUAGAAAGAAAUAUAUCUCAGUGCUAAAUAUUUACAUUAUUUAAUAAAUCAUUUAUUUUAUAUGA
Messenger RNA from Triplophysa dalaica, 1694 nucleotides. Its product is annotated as schwannomin-interacting protein 1. Gene Ontology annotation, cellular component: plasma membrane; cell junction. Lineage: Eukaryota; Metazoa; Chordata; Actinopteri; Cypriniformes; Nemacheilidae. Bases 403 to 1161 code for a protein of 252 amino acids. Gene Ontology annotation, biological process: positive regulation of hippo signaling. The transcript has 7 exons. The record is from RefSeq and is a predicted model, not a curated record.